Messenger RNA from Mytilus californianus (California mussel), 1061 nucleotides. Its product is annotated as ribonuclease Y-like. The coding region runs from base 343 to 1023 and encodes 226 amino acids. The transcript has 5 exons. NCBI's taxonomy places the organism in Eukaryota, Metazoa, Mollusca, Bivalvia, Mytilida, Mytilidae. The record is from RefSeq and is a predicted model, not a curated record.
UUCCAAGGACAAUGGAAUAUUCUGUAUCCUCCACCAGGAUCACCAGCAGUAACUUCAGCAGAUUUAGACCUGACAUUAAUUGUUUGUCUACUGCGCAACAUACCUCCAGUGUUGGCUGCACCUGUGAAUGGAUUUGACAAUUUACCUUCUCUCCAUGACAUAAGCGACGGAGCAAACAUUGCACGCUUGAAAUAUUAUAAAAACUUUCUUGUGUCACAUUCGAAAGAUGGUACAUUAUCUAAUCCAGACUUUGUUAGAAUAUGGAUUGAAUUAGAACAGGCCAUCACAGGUAUUGAUAAUUCACAAGUAACUGUUGUAAAUUUAAAAGAUGCAGAAACAAAAAUGCUGGAUAGCUCAGUGGCACAACUGCUGUCAAUUCAAAUACAACUCGACACAAAAGUUUCUAAUUUGCAAGAUGAGUUGGAACAAAUUUCUAUACAUAUUGAGAAAGAUGUUCAAGAAAAGAAGGAACUAAAAAUGAUAGCAGAUGAUCUUGAUGAAAGAAAGACAAUAAAGCGAGAAAAUCUAGAAUUAGACGUUAAAGAAUGUGAAGAAAAUGUAGAUAGGGUAUAUGCACGACAGAAUACCAUGGAAGAACAAAUGAAUGAAAGAACGGAAAUAAUUGGAGAAAAACUAGACAAAUUAUAUAAUUUACAACAGCUUCUUGCUUCACAAAUUACUAGAAUUGAAACCAUUGUCAAAGAAAGCGAGAAGGAAAAAGAAACCUUGGUAAAUGAUGUGCAGUCAUUGUGCAGUCAGAUUCAAGAUAAUAUCAGCAAAACUAAGGAAAGAAUAGACGCACUUGAGACAAAAUCAGAAAUUCUUCAGGAAGUGCAGAAAGACGUAGACAUCCUUAAAAUAAAAUCAGAAUGCAUAGAGGCAGAAAUAAAAAAACAAGAUGAAGAUCAUAUUCCAAAGAAUAUUCGAGAUUCUAUUAUUGUUACUAGUAGAGGGGAUAUGUGUAUUGAUGACCUCGUUAUCAGAUGGACAAACUUACCAACACGUGCAUCCUAUGUAUUUUAAUCAGCUAUUAUUUAUUGUUUUCGAACCAUAUUCGAAAA